This is a messenger RNA of Enhydra lutris kenyoni (northern sea otter), 3799 nucleotides long. Its product is annotated as factor interacting with PAPOLA and CPSF1. Lineage: Eukaryota; Metazoa; Chordata; Mammalia; Carnivora; Mustelidae. Gene Ontology annotation, molecular function: RNA binding. The transcript is spliced from 19 exons. Gene Ontology annotation, cellular component: mRNA cleavage and polyadenylation specificity factor complex. The record is from RefSeq and is a predicted model, not a curated record. The coding region runs from base 180 to 1991 and encodes 603 amino acids.
UGGAGCCGUCUUGUUUGCAGCCUCCUACGCCGCGGCCGCCUUUCUGAGAUUUGAGUCUCGCGCUUUCUUCGUUCGCUCGCCGGCGGGUUCGCGCCCCUCUCGCGCCCCUGGGCAGCGAGGCUGGGAAGGGGUUGGAGGGGGCUGUUGAUCGCCGCCUUUAAGUUGUGCUCGGGACGGCCAUGUCGGCCGGCGAGGUCGAGCGCCUAGUGUCGGAGCUGAGCGGCGGGACCGGAGGGGAUGAGGAGGAAGAGUGGCUCUAUGGCGGCCCAUGGGACGUGCAUGUGCACAGUGAUUUGGCAAAGGACCUAGAUGAAAAUGAAGUUGAAAGGCCAGAAGAAGAAAAUGCCAGUGCUAAUCCUCCAUCUGGAAUUGAAGACGAAACUGCUGAAAAUGGCGUGCCUAAACCGAAAGUGACCGAGACUGAAGAUGAUAGUGAUAGUGACAGUGAUGAUGAUGAGGAUGAUGUUCAUGUCACCAUAGGAGACAUUAAAACAGGAGCACCACAGUAUGGGAGUUACGGUACAGCACCUGUAAAUCUUAACAUUAAAACAGGGGGAAGAGUUUAUGGAACUACAGGAACAAAAGUCAAAGGGGUAGACCUUGAUGCACCUGGAAGCAUUAAUGGAGUUCCACUCUUGGAGGUAGAUUUGGAUUCCUUUGAAGAUAAACCAUGGCGUAAACCGGGUGCUGAUCUUUCUGAUUAUUUUAAUUAUGGGUUUAAUGAAGAUACUUGGAAAGCUUACUGUGAAAAACAAAAGAGGAUACGAAUGGGACUUGAAGUUAUACCAGUUACCUCUACUACAAAUAAAAUUACGGCCGAAGACUGUACUAUGGAAGUUACACCAGGUGCAGAGAUCCAAGAUGGCAGAUUCAAUCUUUUUAAGGUACAGCAGGGAAGAACUGGAAAUUCAGAGAAGGAAGCAGCACUUCCAUCUACAAAAGCUGAGUUUACUUCUCCUCCUUCUUUGUUCAAGACUGGACUCCCACCAAGCAGAAACAGCACCUCUUCUCAGUCUCAGACAAGUACUGCCUCCAGAAAAGCCAAUUCCAGCGUUGGAAAGUGGCAGGACCGGUAUGGGAGGGCCGAAUCACCUGACCUAAGGAGAUUACCUGGGGCAAUUGAUGUUAUUGGUCAGACUAUAACAAUUAGCCGAGUUGAAGGAAGGCGACGGGCAAAUGAAAACAGCAACAUACAGGUCCUUUCUGAAAGAUCUGCUACUGAAGUAGACAACAAUUUUAGCAAACCACCUCCAUUUUUCCCCCCAGGAGCUCCUCCCACCCACCUUCCACCUCCUCCAUUUCUUCCACCUCCUCCAACUGUCAGCACUGCUCCACCUCUGAUUCCACCACCAGGUAUUCCAAUAACUGUACCACCUCCAGGUUUUCCUCCUCCACCAGGCGCUCCACCUCCAUCUCUUAUACCAACAAUAGAAAGUGGACAUUCCUCUGGUUAUGAUAGUCGUUCUGCACGUGCUUUUCCAUAUGGCAAUGUUGCCUUUCCCCACCUUCCUGGUUCUGCUCCUUCAUGGCCUAGUCUUGUGGAUACCAGCAAGCAGUGGGACUAUUAUUCAAGAAGAGAGAAAGAUCGAGAUAGAGACCGAGACAGAGACCGGGAACGAGACCGUGAUCGGGACAGAGAAAGAGAACGCACCAGAGAGAGAGAGCGGGAGCGUGAUCACAGUCCUACACCAAGCGUUUUUAACAGUGACGAAGAACGAUACAGAUACAGAGAAUAUGCAGAAAGAGGCUACGAGCGCCACAGAGCAAGUCGAGAGAAAGAAGAACGACACAGAGAAAGACGACACAGAGAGAAAGAGGAAACCAGACACAAGUCAUCUCGAAGUAACAGUAGACGUCGCCAUGAAAGUGAAGAAGGAGACAGUCACAGGAGACACAAGCACAAAAAAUCUAAGAGAAGCAAAGAAGGAAAAGAAGCUGGCAGUGAGCCCGCCCCUGAACAGGAGAGCACCGAAGCCGCACCAGCCGAAUAGGCACGGCUCUGGCCUUGUGUGUGUGUUACGGCCAGAAAUGUACCAUAGAUCUUGUUAUUUUUCUGGAUAAUGUUUAAGAAAUUUACCUUUAAUCUUGUUCUGUUAGUAUGAAAAGUUAACUUUUUUCUCAAAAUAAAAGAGUGAAUUUUUCAUGUUAAGUUAAAAAUCUUUGUCUUGUAAUAUUUAAAAAAAUAAAUUAAAAAAAUAAAGACAGCAAUGACUUUAUAUCCAAGAAAGUAAUGUGAAUGAGUCACUCAGCAGGGAAUUUUAAAGAGCUAUGUACAUACACGGGAGCUGAUAAAGGUCAAGGUUGCACCUUGGCCAUAGUUUUCUGGAGUUAAUCAAAUACCAGUCUCAAAGGUUGCGCUGCAAAAGGCACCUCUGAGUUGAGAUUUGAAGUAUUUUGCCAGUACUGCUGUGGCACUCUUGCUUAGCAUAUUAAAGAACUCGUAUACAGUUUUGAUAUCAUGACUUUUUGGUAGGUUUUCAGCGUCCUCAAUUUGGUUUCAUGGUAUAACUAAACAGGCAACUUUUGUAUUCUAAAAAUUAAUAAAAUAUAAAGGCAUUUGGCUGGUGUCUGUGAAGUAAUUUGCCCUGAGGGUAGUUUCUGUAGCAGGCACGAGACAAAGCCUCGUCACUGUGACACAGAUUCGAAUUGCCUCAUGGCUGUCUGUGAGCUGGGGUCAAGCUGGUUUGGCCUUCCUUGAUGCUUUUUCCAAAGCUCAUUGGUUGAGCAGCAUGUGGAGUUUUGAUACAGUUACUAGCUAAUUGUGAAUGAAAAGACAAGAGCUUUAGAUUAGUCAUGUCCCAUUAGAUCUAAGAAUACAAGUUCAUAAUUCUAUGAGCAUUUUUAGGGAUAAGCCUUGGGAUGUAUUUGUUGGUGAUCGUAACGACAUGGUUUUGAAAGAAUUACUAGGAUCCUUUAAAUAGUGAUAAAUAAAAAUGAAUUUAAUAUCACAUACUAAAAGACAGCUAUAAUUUGAAAAAUAUUUCUUAUUUGAUGAACAUUUCUUAGCAGUGUACUUUUAAAAUCCUCUGGCUGUAAAUUUUUUUUUUUUUUAAUGCCCAUAAUACACCCUUUAUAGACCUCAGCAUAUACCAAAUUUUUAAUUGUAGGAUUUGAAUUCAGUGGGGGAAUAACAAAUGAUCUCAGCUGUUUAAGAGCUUUUUAAUGAAUAGAAAAAUAAAGUUGUGGAGUAGUGAGAAAUCCUCCACACUGAAUAAAAACUAUUAAUAAGAGUUAUGUUUUGAGAAUUACAUUUUCUGAGGUGUAAUUGGCUUUCAUUAGAUCAUAUUUUUCCUGACAUUAGUUUACAUUUUUACAGUGUAUCCUUUAAAUAAAAAAAUGGACAAGAUAAAUACAUUGUUUCAACAUAGCUUAUCUGUAGUUUUCUGUUUUCCUAUGACCCAUCAUUGAUUCUAUAAAAAAGUGCCAGGCCAAGAAACAAUAGUAAGAGUGAUCUUUCCCUUAAGUUCUUUCAGCAUCCUUGCCAAGCAAGCAUGUAUCAUUCCUGAUGUACUUCUACCAUUGACAGCCAGAAGAAUAUCACCACAUCUAAAAAACAUAAAACAACACAUGAUUAACAUUGUGAUUCAUAGCCGAAAUCAGUGCAGGUGUAUUUGGUGGUCCUAGUUUUUGCUCCAACUGUCAAUUUUAAUUACAAAAAAUUCUAAUUAGGAAUAUCUAAUUAAGGUUUUCUCCUCCCCGACCCCCCCCACCCCCUCAAAUUGUGCAAACCCUCCAGUCAGCUUCUGUUAGAAGGGAUGCUAAAAGCACAGGAAGUUGCUGUACGGGACCAAGGAAUUUU